GGACUUCACGACAAGCAAACGUCAAAGGAAUGGGUCAACAGACACGUUCUGCGAUGGCGCAGGGCCACGAUUCUCGUCCUACUGUGAGCGAUUUCCAGGAAGACAAUCGGUGGGUGAGUCUCGCAAAAGCCCACUGGCUCAAGCCGUCGAAGGCCCGCAAGGCCAAGCAGGAUGUCAUCAAGGAGCUAUGGGAGCCGUUGGAGGCUGAAGCCUUUUCUCUACGCUCUCUCCUGAUCUUAGAGAACCUUCAUGUGUUGGAGAAGUUCCUUUGGCCAACAUAUAAUGAAGAUGCAUCAAAUUAUCAUGUUCUGCUUAUUGCUAUCAUUGUCAGCGUCAAGCAGCGUGAGCAUCUGCCUAUAUGGGAGCAUUUCUCGGACCGUGCCGAUGACUUCUCCAGCCUUUUUCGCCGUGUCUUAUCCAUGAGCCUUGAUCAAUCGCUACCGACGACCUCCCGUUUGGCGCUUCUCUCGUUUAUUAUAAGCAGUUUUCAAUCUCUCGAAAAUAAUAUGCUCCGCAAAGAAUGCGCCCCACUCGUUUCUAUCUCAAUAUGGCAUAACCUCUCAUCAGACGACAAGAGAGAGCGGCUGCUGGAAACGGUGCCCACGUUGAAGAAGGCCUGGCGGGCAGCUGGAAAACGCUAUGAAGCUGCAGACGAUGCCACAAAAGCAAGAAUCCGAUUCGAGCGAUCAUGGCUUUAUACCAUGGUGUUGGAUUUUAUCCAGAAAGUGAACAGUAUUGAAAAAGAUCGGCCUGAGAAUCUACGUUAUUGCGAACGCUUUCUCGAAUUACUUGUUGAUCUCGAUAGUCAGCUCCCAACAAGGCGCUAUGUUAACACGCUCUUGAAAGACCUAAACCUCUUACCUAUCAUUCGCCUUUCGCACCUUUACCAAGUCGAGGAGAAUGCGCUGUUUCGAGAUUUCUACACGCUUCUCAAGCAUUUCAUGAAUUUCGCGAUCAACGAUUACACAGGCGAGCCUCUCUCGACACAAGCUGUCUAUGACGCUCACUGCCAAGAGCUAGCACGACUACAGCGGGUUGCCAUCAAACAUUUCAAGGAAAAACUGACCAUUCUGGCACUAUCAAACUACGGGAGUAUCGAUCAACGAACUGAACUCGAGGGCCACCUGGCUGCUUUAGAGGAUUCUGAACUUUCGAGUUUGUGCUCUCAUCUCGGGUUUCGGACUAUCUAUCCAAAGCAGGCUCAAAUUGGCCCUGGUAGACGUCUUUUCCUGGAGAUCCUCUUGUCCUCCUUCGAGCGCAAGCAGUCCUUCCAGGAAUACGCAGCUCAGCUGAGCAUUGUACCGACAGAAGAGAACCUGUAUGAGCCGUCUCUCUUGCGGAACGAGACAUAUGAUGGCUCAACGCCUUUGGCUAUCCCAAAGCUUAACCUUCAGUAUCUCAGUUUAGGUGACUUCCUUUGGCGCUCAUUUCUUCUCUAUAGGUCUGAAGCUUUCUUCGAGAUUCGCAAGGAUAUGGAAGCUAUUGUGAAACGUCUCCAGCCGCGAAUGGACAGAGAAAGUGGCAACGUCUCAUUUGGUGGCUUUUCUCGAAUGGCGAUUCCUAUCUCUAAGCCCGCGAUAAUUGAGGUGGCACCCCCCAAAGUCGGGUCUACGAGGCCUGCCUUUGUCAGGGCUGAAAUAGCUAUCGAAGUGGGCCGCCUCGGGGACAAUAUCAGAAAGGAAUGGGAGUCUCUUCGUCCCGAUGAUACUGUCUUCUUGCUCGCUAUACAAACGGGACACCCACGGACUCUGGCACUAGGCGGUGCACGAGACAGAAGUGCGGCAGAAGGCCCCCGGCUUAUGUACCUCCGUACAGCUGAGAUUGUUCAAGUUCUCGAUGAGAAUGGUCGCCCGCUGCGUGAACCUCAACAGGGCAAUACGAAUGGACACACUUACAGGCCCCGUCUUAGGAGACUCCUUGUCAACCUGGAUGCGGAAGCUUUUAAGAGGGACACUGACGCACAAGCCAAGGGAAAGCAGGAUAUAUAUCCUCUGAUCAAUGUCAUCGCCCGUAGGAGAGGAAGAGAGAACAACUUCAGACCUAUUCUACAAACCAUGCAGCAGCUCGCCGUCUCUGAUAUAGCGCUCCCAUCCUGGAUCCAGGAGAUCUUCCUUGGAUAUGGAGAUCCAGCUGGGGCACAAUAUACACAAUUGCCUAACAGAGCCAAAUCGGUCGAUUUCCGCGAUACAUUUUUGGACUGGCAACAUUUGGUGGAGAGUUUCCCCGGAAUGACUAUCGAGCCUUCGGGUAACGAGACGUCCAGCUUCGGUCCACCUUACGUGCUGGAGAGCGUCAGCGAGCAGCCUCAAACAAAGCCCUCCAAGAAGAGACGAAGAGGUCAUGUCCAGGAAGUUCAAGCAGCGCCCCCAUCAGUUCACGUGUCAACCUAUAAACCACCAAACCCUGGUCCAUACCCUGUCGACGCUCCAAAACUGAACACAAUCCGCUUUACGCCAGCUCAAGUAGAAGCUAUCGCUUCCGGUACCCAGCCUGGUCUCUCUGUGAUUGUCGGUCCUCCUGGAACUGGUAAAACGGAUGUCACGACACAAAUAAUCAAUAAUAUCUACCACAACUUCCCUCAGGAACGUACAUUACUCAUCGCGCAUAGCAACCAGGCACUCAAUCAAUUAUUCCAGAAGAUUGUCGCUCUUGACAUAGAUGAGCGUCAUCUUCUGCGACUUGGUCAUGGUGAAGAAGAGUUGGAGACGGAGUCAAAUUACAGCAAGUUUGGAAGAGUAGAGUCGUUUCUGGAGAACCGUGUGCAGUAUCUUGCAGAAGUGGACCGUCUUGCAGCAUCUAUUGGCGCUCAGGGUGCACAUGGAAGCACUUGCGAGACCGCCGGAUACUUUAAUACGGUCUAUAUACAGCCUGCCUGGGCUAAGUUCUGGGACGAAGCACACUCAGAUGACGCUUCUGUUGACGAUAUAAUCCAAGCGUUCCCUUUCCAUUCCUAUUUUUCGAACGCUCCGCAUCCUGUUUUUGAUCCGACAGCUCCCAAAGAAGUCAUUCUGGACGUCGCGGCGGGUUGCCAAAGACAUAUUGAUAAGAUAUUCUCUGAGCUGGAGGACAUCCGUCCUUUUGAGAUUUUGAGACAACCUCGAGACAAGGCAAACUACUUGUUACUCAAAGAAGCGAGGAUAAUCGCCAUGACUUCAACGCAUGCUGCGAUGCGGCGGCAAGAAAUCGCUGACCUUGGGUUCCGUUAUGAUAACGUCGUGAUGGAGGAGGCAGCCCAGAUAACGGAAAUCGAAAGUUUCAUUCCCUGUGCUCUUCAAAACAUGAGGAACGGAGAGCUUCCUCUAAAGCGAGUUGUACUUUGCGGUGACCAUUACCAAAAUUCGCCUAUUGUUCAGAACAUGGCAUUCCGUCAGUAUGCCAAUUUUGAACAAAGUCUCUUCUUAAGACUGGUGAGACUUGGCGUGCCUGUGGUCACUCUCGACCAGCAAGGAAGAGCGAGACCCAGUAUCGCAGAACUAUUCAAGUGGCGGUAUAAGAAGCUUGGAAAUCUGCCAGUUGUUGAAACCGCGCAGGAAUUCAAAUUGGCCAAUGCUGGCUUUCAGUUUGAUUAUCAGUUCAUCAAUGUCCCUGACUACCAGGGCGUUGGUGAGAGAGAGCCUUCUCCUCAUUUCAUACAGAACCUAGGUGAAGCAGAGUACGCCGUGGCGAUUUACCAGUACAUGCGUCUCCUAGGAUAUCCGGCAUCCAAGAUCUCAAUUCUCACCACCUAUGCCGGCCAGAGGGCGUUGAUAAUGGAUGUCCUGAAUCACCGUUGCGCCAAGAACUCUUUGAUCGGUAUGCCCAAGAUAGUUACGACUGUGGACAAAUAUCAGGGCGAGCAGAAUGACUAUGUUAUUCUCUCCCUCACAAGAACCAAGACAGUCGGCUAUCUCCGUGAUGUCCGUCGUCUCACCGUUGCUCUAUCUCGGGCACGGCUUGGUUUGUAUGUCCUUGGGCGGCGAGAGGUCUUUGAGUCCUGCUUGGAGCUCAAACCAGCAUUUGAUCUCCUUUUCCAGCGUCCAGACAAGCUGAUGCUUGUCCCCGGGGAGAUGUACCCAACCGCUCGCACCCUAGACGAGAGCGUGGAGGGCACUCCCAUGGAAAGCACCGAGCAUCUUGGGCAGUAUGUGUUCGAGAUGACGCAAGCCAAGAUCAAAGCGAUGGGUGCGGAAGGUGUUGUCGUUGAUGAUGUUGGGUUGGACGGCGAUGCUACUAUCGAGGAUGAGACCAUGGUGGGAAUGGAGGAGGAAGAAGAUCCGCUGCAUGAGAAUUCAAUCCUCUGAAUGGGGCACUCAUCUUCCUGCAUUAAAAGCUAAGACAUCUACUUGUCAGACGAUGGAGUAGGAUAGUUAUGUUUUUUAUUCUUUUCAAGAGGACACAGCACGCUUUUGUGUUUGUGAUAGAUGUUUAUGCGCAUCAGGCAAGACUUGUCAGACGAUGGAGUAGGAUAGUUAUGUUUUUUAUUCUUUUCAAGAGGACACAGCACGCUUUUGUGUUUGUGAUAGAUGUUUAUGCGCAUCAGGCAAGAACAAAUGCACGUGUUAACGACCA
Paecilomyces variotii is the source of this 4548-nucleotide messenger RNA. RefSeq names its product DEAD helicase superfamily protein. Lineage: Eukaryota; Fungi; Ascomycota; Eurotiomycetes; Eurotiales; Thermoascaceae. The transcript is spliced from 4 exons. Bases 30 to 4280 code for a protein of 1416 amino acids. Gene Ontology annotation, molecular function: mRNA binding; helicase activity. Gene Ontology annotation, biological process: mRNA splicing, via spliceosome. Gene Ontology annotation, cellular component: catalytic step 2 spliceosome. The record is from RefSeq and is a predicted model, not a curated record.